Salvelinus fontinalis (brook trout) is the source of this 3295-nucleotide messenger RNA. RefSeq lists its product as uncharacterized. The transcript is spliced from 2 exons. Bases 1715 to 2119 code for a protein of 134 amino acids. The record is from RefSeq and is a predicted model, not a curated record. Lineage: Eukaryota; Metazoa; Chordata; Actinopteri; Salmoniformes; Salmonidae.
CUGAAGAGGAGACAGCAGAGUGAAACUAGUUUUUAACUCUCUGUACUGUACUCGGCUCUACGCUAUGGUACUGCUAAGCACUGCACAACACUGUGUAGCGUUCAUGGUCCCAUGAUGAGGUAGUCCCGCCUGCAAACUUCAAAACCAGUGUCUGCCCUCAGCCCAAGAGGGAAUUUCCUAUUGGUAUAACAGUCUAAGACGUUGGUUGCUCCUGUGGGAGACCCAGGAUCAUAUUCAACAUGUUACAUUGGUGCCCAACGUGGGGUGGUUUCUCAUGGGGGAGGAGUUCAAAGGGGGGGAGACCGGGAGUCCCAUAGGGCAACGCACAAUUGGCCCAGCGUCAUCCAGGUAAGGGAAGGGUUUGGCUGGGGUGGCUUUACUUGGCUCAUUGCACUCUAGUGACUCCUUGUGGUGGGCCGGGGCGCUUGCAGGCUGACUUCGGUCAUCAGUUGAACAGUGUUUCCUCCAACACAUUGGUGCAGCUGGCUUCCGGGUUAAGCUGGCAGGUGUUAAGGAGCGCAGUUUGGUGGGUCAUGUUUCGAGGAAGCAUGACUCAACCUUUACCUCUCCAGAGCCUGUUGGGGAGUUGAGACAAGAUUGUAAUUGAAAUUGGGAGGAAAAAGUGGUGGGAAAAAAGUUAAAUGAGGCAAAGUCAAACACCUGUAUGCCUGCAGUAAGAAAUAGCGGAGGGAGCUUUAGACAGAUAGUCUUUAUAGAAUGUAAUUCCAGAUAUAAGAAUGGUUUUUGUAAAGAUGCUGGUCUUGACAACAUACAAUACUUUAUGAAAGACAACAGAAUACAGUAUGAUGGGCGGUCUAACAUUGGUUUGGACAUUAUUAUGUAGUUGUGUAAUAUCAGCUGUUUGUUUUUAGAGAAUGUUUUUUACUGUAACAAUCUGUUUUACAGGGUCAGCUAUAGUAGUACAGUGCCCCUGGAGCAAAUUAGGGUUAAGUGUCUUGUUCAAGGGCACAUCGGCAGAUGUUUCACCUUGUCGGCUCUGGUAUUCGAACCAGCGACAUUUCGGUCCUUUAAAUCGAUAGUUGUUAGAGUGCUCCAUUAGUUGGUGUUGGGUGGGUGCGUUAUUAGGCCUCUAGUUGCUGGGAAUGGAUUUGAUAUGGCCAGUUUAACUCCCUGAGUUACUGUGACCCUGCUGAGUUACUGUGACCCUGGCAUCUUCAAGUGUCAUAUUUGUCUAAAUAGACUUGUACUGAGUUAAAUGUUCUCCUUCAACAUUGAGCCUAAUGACUCGGCUGGUCGAGUGUAUAAUGUCAGUUAGCUGCAGGGCUUGGUGAAGCCAGUCUUAUGACUUGUCUGAUUAUAACGCUCUGUACUCAGUGUUUGUUGUUUGGAGGCUGUUUUCUGCUCUUUGUUGGGGGUAUAUAAGAGGUCUAGAUAGCCCAUCCCCAAAAGAUCAACUGGAGGACUCGGGAGCAGGACAAACACUACAUACUAGAGACCAGUAGAAGGAAUAGCUUAGAGAUUUUCAAUCCAGACCAGGGAACCAGUACACGCAGAAUAUUGUGUACUUGUAUGUGACUGACUUCUCUAGACAUCCCAAAAUCCUUCUACCUUUUGUGUUGUCAAGUAUCGUAAUCAGUGCAAACGACUUUAGGGUGACCUUUUACAGACGUAGUGUGUCUAGCAGCCGUAAGCCCCUGUUGAGAGCCAGGGUUCGUCUGUUCUCCUGACCUGUAGGCAGUUAAUAACAGAGGACAUGAAUAAGGUUCAGGGUGAGCUGAGUGAGCGAGAGCAGCAGAUGCUGCGUAUACGGAGAGACAGCGUCACGAAGGCCUUCCAGCUCUCCAAGAUGGAGAAGAUGCUAGCCGAGACCAGAGGAAAGCUGGACAAGAAGACUGAGCCUGGUACAGAAAGUAAAGGACGGGACAACCGGGACGACAUGGUCCAGGACCUGGAGGAUAAGGUGCGUUUCACCAGGAGAGACAGGAGGAACUCCCUGCACCGCACCCAGCUGCUGGAGAGCCAGAUGAAGACUGUGAAGGGAGAGCUGGUGGACACACUGGACCACCUGCAGGAGCUGCGAGACAGGCUGAGACGCUCACAGGCCAACGCAGAGCAGCGCAAAGUUGACAUGGAGAAACUGCAAGCAGGGAUGAGGUGAGCCAACAACCCCAAUGGUUCUGGCUCAAUGUGCAGGGGCAGAGGCUCCUUCAGUCUUCUACUAUGCUCACAACCACUUGGUUCUUGGUACUUUGGCCUCCCUUGGUACCUGCUUCACUCUUUUUCACCAAUGGGGCCAGAACACCUCAGUCUUGACGACAAAGCUGAAUCCAAAUAGUUUUUUUAACUGUAACAAAUGUAUAUUUCCUCUUUACAGUUUGUACUACUUAUCUACUUUGUUUUUACUCCGUUUUCACUUCCCACAAACUGCUUUUGUGACUUGGUUGUUGUUAGGGAUUGAUAAACACUUAACUUAUGUUAGCUCCUAUUCCCAGCACUGUAUUUCCUGUCCGUGUUGUGUGGAAACUCAGAGCCAGACCAGAAUGUCAAUUACCGAAAAACUGUGCUGCAAUCCAAUGGGAAAGAAGCAAAAAAUAUAACUGUAGUUAUCUGUUUUUAACUUGUCUUAAAUUGAGAUAAACUUGUGCAACCCUGUGUUGCUUGUGGUGUUGGGUUGUCAAAGGUUAUUAUGUACAUAAAUACAUUUUCCAGGGGAUGAAGACUGAUCUUCUCUGAGACCAAUGAUGGCUGAUAAACAACACUGAUCCCCCCUCUUUGUCAUAUAUCACUUGGAGGCAGUGGUCAGUGAACCUGGUUUUGGGGUGUCUAUUGGUGCUGUUUCAAACAUACAUUCUGUGAAACAGCAGCAGCCCAUGAAUAUGGUGUAACAAAGUUCAACUUGUGCUAUUUUUUUUAUAAGGUCAUGUGUCAUUGACCUCAUUACAUUCUUGCCUGCCCUCCAGUUCCUAUUCAUACAGUAUGAAAAGAAAACCGCAAGUAUCAUGUCUGUUUUACUGGGGGAUUUUCCAUACUGAAAUUAAACAGUCCCUGUUUCAAUUGAAAAUAUUUUAGUGCGAAGUUCAGCCAAGAUGUAGCACUACUUGUAUUAUAAGAUGAAAGGCACACAUUCAUUCAUUUUUUUUGUCAGACAGAUUAUAAAAUGGGUGACUUGGCAACCUCUACUGUUCCUCUGUCUUGUCACAUGGAUGUGACCACUGAACUGGACAAGUUGCUAUGGAAACUAUUGUAUUAUCAGUACACUGCAGAAAGCUAUGGAAGCUACCCGCAAAAGCAGCAGUCUGCAAUGUAUUACAUGUGAAUUAAAAUGUAAACAUGA